Molecule: messenger RNA, 4407 nt
Organism: Colletotrichum graminicola M1.001
Lineage: Eukaryota; Fungi; Ascomycota; Sordariomycetes; Glomerellales; Glomerellaceae
Exons: 1
Coding region: 1-4407 (1468 amino acids)
Source: RefSeq, a predicted model, not a curated record
AUGCCGCGACGGAUUCGGAGAGAAGGGGAAAACAUUCGCAUCGCCAUUCAACAGCCGACACAGACCAAACCAUCGCUUCAGGUACCACGAGUUGCUUCCACUCGCCGCCCAUCUAUUCCAAUGGCUUCCAAUCGCCCUCCGUUAACCCACCAGACGCAGUCAUGGAGCACCAACAGCACGGCUCCCGGGAGACCCAGCCAUGCCGCAACGGUGUCGGGCUCCUCCUCCUCGUCUGGCCUCUCUCAGCCGAGCACCUCCAACCCAAAACGUAACGUGCUACGAAGGAAGCAGUCAUCCGUCCCUCACAAGACCCCGAGUCUGCGCCAUGAUUCGAACUCCGACUCGACUCACACGAGUUCCUCUUCGUCCGCCUCUCGAUCUCGGUCCUCGCUGGACCCAGCUGCCGGGUUUCACCUCGACCGAGGCAUCACCGAGAGUCCCACCGAGAUUCGAAUCGCGCACGUUGUUGAUCUCCCCAAAACCCAGGCACAGGCCAUCACCAUCUAUCCCGAACUCGAUCGGUACAGAGACUAUGGUGGGCGGCCCUCCAUGUCUUCAGAAGGCUCCGGGGCCGACUUCCUCCACAGGCUGGCCACACAGGACCUCCCCCCGCCGACUCCCGUCUUUUCCGGCACCAGCAGUCAACUCAGCGCAUUCAGUGCUAGUCCGUCGACCAGGUUCUCCGAGUCAACGAGUCCAGGACCGUACAGUCGCGACACGACCCCAACGUCCAUGUCGUCCCAGUCGCCGGGUCUGGUGGCCCCGAUGAGACUGCCUGUGCCGAGAGUGAGACAGGUGAGCCCUGCUGUAACACGACCGCCGGUCUCCCGAAGAGCUGGAAGCGUGUCGAAUGAGACGGAGGCGUUCAGCGCCGACCCUCACGGACUCGCCGCAGUACGCGAAUCCUUGACGUCAUCCUCGUCUAAUUCGACAGUUCGCGAAUAUGAUCGUAAGGAUGCCAAGAAACCGAAGGGGCUGUCUCCCUUGCCGCCGAGUCCUCCUCCACGCAAGUCCUCUCAAAAGUUUUCCAACAGCAAAGACAAUGACGAGUCUCCAUCAAAGGCCUCCCAAGAGCCUGUUGUGCCUGUCACGACUUCGCUGAUACCAGUUCAGUCACCCCCACGAUUGACAUCAGCCGCAUCUCCGAGGCCAACACCACCGACACGACCCAGCAGAGACAAUACCCCAGACUUGCAGUCUCAGUUGUUUGGCCCAUGGCCUGUUAUCCACAGCAACCUGUCAUCCACAUCUUUGCUGGGUGACAGGCGCGGACCGGAACCGCAAGCCCUAUCGAGAUCGACAACUCCCUUGACCUACCCGGACAUGCCUCAACAACCUUCUCGACUACCAGUUGGGGCGGGAGCCACGCCAGCUCUACCACCGGCCAACACCUCCGAGACCAAGAAGAAGAAGAGGGACGAAGGACGUGUAAUCCGCACGCCCAGCCCCAACACCUCGACGUUUUCUCGAUUCCCCUUCUUCAGCCGUCGUUCCAAGACAGCACCGGAGGUCCCCCUGAUCGACAAGAAAGACAAGCCCUCUCGCAAAGGCCCCGCUGCUGGUACUGGACAUGAGGGGUACGGACGCCUCGGAGGAAUCCGGCGGAAGAGUGGUAGUUCGACAACCAACUUGGCCCGAACGAACCUAGGACCUGGGUCAUCGCAGGACAGCUUGAACAGUACCCGGCCCACUGACACUUUCCUCCUAGAGCGAAUGAACCCGGUUGUGAUUUCUGGUGGAGAGGUCGUCGAGAACAGAAACCAGAGCUUAGACCUGUGUCGAUCAGAGAGCAACCAGAGCUUUGGCUAUGCCUCGGAAGUGUCGACGACCUCCAGAGCGGGUAGAGGCCUUGCUCCAUCGGCUAUCCCUCGAGGCCAUACCCAUCCGUCUUUGAGCAGUCGUCGUCCAUCGGAUAGCAGCGACUCCGAGGCCGUCCCCAUGAAGUCCACCUUGGCCUUUAGGCGAUCUGUCCAGCGAUUGCGCUCGUCCCCCGACCAAAGUCCCCUUAAGCUACCCCAGCCCAUCAACACGACCAGGAUCACAUCGCCGUCUAUCAACAGCCAAGACACGACUAUUCUUUCGGACGACUCGCAAUUCGAGAUGCACCGCGAAGCCAUUCGCGGCAGAAUCGCGGCAGCCACCACCACAACCCCCAAAAAGCUUACCAAGAGAGCUCGCUCACCAAGGAAGUGGAACCUCUUCAGCCGGUCUCAGAGUCAGCCGGACACUAAGAAGAAAGAGAAGGAAGCUGUGCCGGUAACCGCGACUGUCAAGGUCAUACAGCACAAGCCCGCGGCUUUCUACACGUUGAUGGAUGGCUCUGAGCAAGAAGACGCCGCCACGCAAGACGUCGAAGAGAUCCUUCGAGAGGCCGAGGUCUUUGAUCUUCCCUCCCCACAGCCCGUGUUCAAGGAAAGACGAACUUCCUCCGCCAGCCAGGAUCAGAGGAGGGAAUCCUUGAGUAGACUCCUCCAGCCGACCAAGUCAUCACAAGCUCGCAGGAACUCGGCUACUGGAGCCCCUAAAUCAACAUCGAUCCCGGCAAUUCGCUCCAUGAAACCGACGCACACGCCGCAGGGCAGCUUGUCAAAGCCAGCAGAAGCACGCCCGAGUCGCCUGCCCCAAGUGGGUCGCAUUCCCAAGGUCGUCACCUCCCGACCGGAGCAUACGUCGUCAAGGAGCUUUUCCCGUCCCUUCAAUAGAAUCAGCUUGCAAAUGCAGCCCCAGGCUGCGGGCUUUAACCCUGACUUUGUUGCUUCGGGCCCAACUCCGUCGGAUGUAUCCACUCCCGAGCUCUCCAGGGGAGAAUCUGCAGCGACCGGCGAGAAGACCAACUCGGACCCUCGCUCCUCUCUUGUACCGGAGAAGACUCCUGAGAUGAUCCAGAUUGGCAAGGAAUUCCUAGCCUUCUCUCCUCGGAAGAACUCAGAGUGCACCACGAGCACUGAUUCGAGCAGCUGCGGGAUGUAUACUCUUGCAGAUGCCAUGGCCUUCGUGCCGGACCCCAAUGCUCCGCUGGUCGAGGAUGAGAUCUGGGACGAGUACAAUGAUCUCAUAGGCGAGGUGCCGCCAUCUGCAACCUCGUCAAAGGGCGCCCCUUUCCAUCUCGAGACAUACGGGUCGCGGAUGUCCAAGAGGUCCCUCAAGCCUCUCGAGUCUCCCACCAUUGCGCCUCCGUCAAGAGCUUUGGAGAAGGCCAUCGAGGUCGACACGAGCGGUCCCACAUCCAGCGUAUACAGUGCUGAUAUGACCGAACGGCUCAAGGCUGCGUUCGCGUUGAAACCCGAAGAUGACUCGACAACCCUUGUGCCCGUCGUCGACAUUCCUGCAAGUGCCAUCGACCACGAGAGCACAGAAUUGGCGCGCAGGGCAACGGUUGCAUCGCAGAGGAGCAGCGGCUCAUCUCGAAAGUCAAGACGGUCCGAUUACAGCUAUCGGUCUUCCGAGGAUGAGUCACCUCUCUCUCAGGUCAACCUUCGCGUGGGCUCGAUGACCGUCAGCAAAUGGUUAUCCUUUGGACACGUCCUCUUUAGCCCGGCCAGGGAUCAGCUUCUGGAUGUCGUCGGCUCUUUAAAGCGUCACUCGAUCCUUGUUGUCGACGGUCUCGGGAACGAUGACUGGUCUUUCUACGCAGCAGAGACAUACCCGGCGGCCACAUUCUUCAACCUGUCACCUCGUGCACCGCUACCGGACGAGCACAAGAACUCGUCGAGCUUCCCGCUGAGUCCACCCCACCACCAUCAAAUCCAGUACCUCUCACACAUGGAUAAGUUCCCCUUCGGCGCCGAGAGCUUCACCUCGGUGGUGUACCGCUUCCCUGGCGCGGCGCCUGAGUCGCACUAUCGCAAUAUAGUCUCAGAGGCCCGCCGCGUGUUGAAGCCUGGCGGGUAUCUGGAGCUGUCCAUCCUGGAUGUGGACCUCAACAGUAUGGGAAACCGCGGGCGCCGAACCAUCCGCCGCCUCAAGGAGCGAAUCCACGAGCGGAACCCAGAUAUCAGCAUUGGUUCUACUUCUGACCUCAUCCUUCGCCUCCUCGGACGCAAAGGCUUCUCCGACGUCAAGACCUGCCGUGUUGGCGUCCCGGUCGCGAGCAUCAUCACUCGAUCGGACAGCAACAGCAAGAAGCCGCCUCUGGCAGGCUCUCGGAAGUCCAAGGAAGUCCGCAGCCUUGCCGAGAUGAUGAACGAUGACGGCGAGUCGGCGGACGAGAACAUCACCAAGAUGGUGGCCAAGGUCGGCCGCUGGUGGUACACCCGCUGCUACGAGAGCUCCGCCGGCACGGUCAACAACAAGAGCAUAUGGGCCGAUGGCGCUUUGCUCUCCGAAUGCGAGGCACUGAAGACCAGCUUCAAGCUCAUGGUCUGCUAUGCGCGUGUCCCUGAGCGGACUCGAACCGCAAGCAUUUGA